Molecule: messenger RNA, 1054 nt
Organism: Ornithorhynchus anatinus (platypus)
Lineage: Eukaryota; Metazoa; Chordata; Mammalia; Monotremata; Ornithorhynchidae
Gene: ATOH1
Product: atonal bHLH transcription factor 1
Exons: 1
Molecular function (GO): protein dimerization activity
Source: RefSeq, a predicted model, not a curated record
GCCGCCCCCGCCGCCCCCGGGGUGCAGAAGCAGCGGCGCCUGGCCGCCAACGCCCGCGAGCGCCGACGGAUGCACGGGCUCAACCACGCCUUCGACCAGCUGCGGGACGUCAUCCCGUCCUUCAACAACGACAAGAAGCUGUCCAAGUACGAGACGCUGCAGAUGGCCCAGAUCUACAUCAACGCGCUGUCCGACCUGCUGCGGGGGCCCGAGGCGGCCGCGCCCGCCCCCGCCGCCGCCGCCCCCGGCCCGGCCCCCGCCCCCGCCGCGGCUCCCGUCGGGGACGCGGAGCCCGGGCUCCUCCCGGGAUCGGUCCUGCCGCCGCUGCCCCCGGGACCCCCGGCCGGGCCGGGCAGGACGCGUUUCCCCGGGGCCCCCGCGGGGGGCUUCCCCCUGCCGCUAGACGCUCUGCACUUCGCCCCCUUCGACGAGCGGGCCCUGGGGGCCAUGGUGGCGCAGAAGGCGCUGGCCGGGACCCUGCUGCAGCCCGGCCCCGACGGCGGCCGCAAGGCCUCCCCGCGCUCCCACCGCAGCGACGGGGAGUUCUCCCCCCGCUCCCACUACAGCGACUCGGACGAGGCCAGCUAGUGGACGCCCCCGGGCCGGCCGGGCCGGACAGAGAUGCCGACCCCCCUCCCCCCGCAUCCCGCACCUCCCCCCGUCGCCGGGGAAACGGGAUGCCGCCUUCUCCCCCCUCCCCCUCCAUCCGGGGUGCCCCCCCACCCGCCAAACCCCGCACACGCCCGGGGCCCGUACCCCGGCCCCCCGGAGAAGACAGAAACACCAAAAGAUCCCCCCCCAACCCCCCGGGACGAAAGAUUUCGUUUUGUUCUCUUUGGCUCCGUUGACGUUAGGACAGGUAUUUAUUAUGGAGUGUUUGCUACCGUUUCUACCACCCCCCUCCCCCCCCCACACACCUUUUUUUUUCCCCCCCGUUUUGGGGUUCUUUUUGUACUGGUUUUUUUUUUCUAUCAGAGCCGUUUAUUUUUAAUUUAGCGGAGUCGGCGUGUUUUCCUGGGCGAGGAUGGCAAUAAAGGUGGGAAAGGAGCCCGUG